AUGCCGCCGAAGCUGGUCUCUGGCCCUGCGCCACGCGCUCUCCGACGUCGUCUACUACCUCCUACAACACCCUCUCCGAUAAAACCGCCUGUUUCCCGGGAACAAUACUUCGUUUCCCCUUCUCCGCGGACCCUGGCCCAGCCGCGACCUGACAUUAUACAUGGUCCGCAGUUGACCCGCGAGUCACCGACACUCUUCUCGCAAACUGGUUUCCGACCGUCUGUAUCGGAUCCUCUUGACGGGGGUUCGAAUCGAGAUCAUGAGCCUCCUGACGAGCGCAUCUUGAAGCUUGGAAAGACUCUCCGCAUCCUCUCGCCUCUCCUCCCCACCCUUCUCAUCAACCCGCUACCCCCGAACAUACUCUCCCCCAGCAUAGCCUUGCACCUAUUCCCCUCGACACACCCGCAUCUCCCCACUGUCAAGGGCCGAACAUUGUAUCGCGCCGCGCUCUGGACCGUCCCAGUAGCAUGGAGCAGUCUCCCCCUACUAGGGAACGUGAAGCUCCAAAUUCUCAGUGAGCGUAUCGUCCGCGCAGGAACGGUCCUCGAACCCGAACGGCCUGACAGCGACCACGAUACCAGCGACGAGCGUCUCGUCGUGCGCUGGCGAACGGAACCGCGGAACGAAUCCACUACCUCCUCCGACCCAGAAGGUUCCAGUACAGCGUUCACCGCCGCAUCUCCUACUCUACCUACUGAUACCCAAGGCACCAACAACAAUAAUGGCAGUCACUUGUCAUCCUCGAAAACGGGAAUCAACAAAGGUCUAAGCGUCCUGCUGGGUGGGGACGCUCCGAUCUUCAAGUUGAAGAAGGAAGAGCAAUUUACGGGACUAUUCAUAUUCUCCUUCGACGAGGAAGGUCGCAUUGCGUCGCAUACGAUCGAGCAUGCGGAUGAUGCGCGCGGAUGGAAUCGCACGCCUAAGUUCGUGACCCUGACUGACUGGUUGAUUGGGAAGGCACGAGGAUCGCUUGACCCUGUUGCAGAGCCGGGACUAGCGAUGCAGGGGUGUCAUUGGCAGGAUGGACAGGGGUUUCUUGAUAGGGAUCGGUACCAUCACGAACAUCAUGAACAACAAUAUUAUCCUCAUGGUCUGCGGUCGUAG
Aspergillus niger is the source of this 1104-nucleotide messenger RNA. RefSeq lists its product as uncharacterized. The record is from RefSeq and is a predicted model, not a curated record. NCBI's taxonomy places the organism in Eukaryota, Fungi, Ascomycota, Eurotiomycetes, Eurotiales, Aspergillaceae. The coding region runs from base 1 to 1104 and encodes 367 amino acids. The transcript has 2 exons.